GAGAGAAAAAGAAAAGCGUAUUGCGGAUCAAGGCCCAGUGGAACAAAAAACGGCAGAUAUAAUUAUAUAAGGACAUGUUAUAUGUAUUGAUACUUAAAACGUAUCUUAUUUUUCUGGGAUAUUGUCCCUUUAGGCGUUUUAGCUCGCGUUCAUUCUCCUUCUUUCCUUAGUUUAUUCACCCACCCCCGGCCCAUGGCCCACCAAGACAUGUGCGCUGGUACCCAAUUUCCGCUCGAUCACAGUCUGAUAUCGAGGAGGGGUGAUAUGACGUCACUGUUUUUCCGCCAUGAUGGUUUUUCAGUGAUUUUCGGAACCUCGUGCAGAGAAAGGAACUUCACCCCUUUGGUGAUACGUUUCUGUACCAAGAAGGAGUGCCAAUGCUUGUUGUAACAGAUACAUGAACGAAGAAGACGUCGACGAAACAACUAGACUGAUGUCGGGCGAAGUAGCUUACGAGGAUAAUGACACAAGUUCUCGUGACCGCCGGCCUCGCAGUCAACGAGGAGACGAAAAUACUGAUGCGGAAGAUAGACCUGACGAAUUUGAUCAAGGAGAUGAUGUAACAGGAGCUAGAGGGCGCACAAGAAACCAAGGAAGAGAACCAAGGGUGCGAGAUGUGUCGCCUCAUGAGAGUGAAAUGGAUGAAGAGGAAAUGCUCAAAUAUGGAGCCAAGAGCGUUAUGAUGUUGAUUGUCCCAGUGUCGACUUGUAUGUUGGUUGUGGUGGCAACCAUAGCAUCAGUCACAUACUACACUCGCAGAGAAGGAACAUAUCUUGUUUACACACCAUUUCAUGAAGAUGGAGACAUUAGCCAGGCAAGGAAGGCUGGAGAGGCAAUAGCAAAUGCCUUUAUAGUGAUUGGUGUUGUCUUGGUGCUGACAAUAAUCCUAGUGUUGUUGUACAAGUUUAGAUGCUAUUGUGUAAUAUCUGGAUGGCUGGUUCUAUCUUCACUUAUGUUACUAUUCUUCUUUGGCUACAUUUAUUUCCAAGAGGUGCUGAGGGUAUACAAUGUGCCAAUGGAUUAUUUCACAUUGUCACUGAUAAUCUGGAAUUUUGGAGUUGUUGGCAUGAUUUGCAUCCAUUGGAAAGGACCACUCAGACUGCAGCAAGCUUAUCUUAUUUUAGUUAGUGCUUUGAUGGCCUUAGUGUUCAUCAAAUUUUUACCAGAUUGGACCACAUGGGCAAUAUUAGCAGCCAUUUCUCUCUAUGAUUUGUGUGCUGUUCUGUGCCCUAAAGGGCCCUUGAAGAUUCUCGUACAAACUGCUCAAGAGAGAGAUGAACCUCUGUUUCCAUCUUUAAUUUACUCCUCCACAAUGAUGUGGUCAAUUGGCAUGGCUGAUAGAGAUACUUCAGGUGAGCCAAGAGCACGACCAUUAUCAUCCACUCGUGUUAGUUCAGAAGAUGAGGAGGAGUUGCUAGAAUCUGUCGAUGGAGAGGGACCAACAAAUGAGGCAGCAGAAAAUGCUAUAAGAGCACUGGGUGCUCAUGACGAGGAACAAAAUCCACCAAAUGAGUCCCCAGAUGGUGACGAAGAAGAGAAGGGUGUCAAACUAGGCCUUGGAGAUUUCAUUUUCUACAGUGUUCUUGUUGGGAAAGCUUCCUCAUACAAGGAUUGGAACACUACAAUUGCUUGCUUUGUGGCCAUUCUUAUUGGCCUGUGCUUAACCCUCCUCCUUUUAGCUAUCUACAAGAAGGCUUUACCUGCUUUGCCUAUAUCAAUUACAUUUGGACUCAUUUUCAACUUUGCCACUACAGAGCUUGUCAAGCCAUUCAUGGACAGCCUCUCCAGUCAGCAGGCUUUCAUUUGAGUCUUUUGAACAAGAACUGCACCAUUGUUGUAAUAUUUAUGGCAGUAAAAUUUUGUACUAAAAGAUAAAAUGAGAAAUGACUUGGAAAGUUCAGUGCUCUGUGAUUCUGCUGGCCGGAGUAAUCAACUUCUCUGCAGUUCGUGUAAACCCCAGCAAAUAACUACAGUAACAGUUUUAAUGGGGGUGUGCCAUCAUUAUUUGAAAACGAUUUUGUAACAUUACAAAAUCAAAUCAGAGAAGGACUCAAAUUAAUAGAGAGAAAGACUGUGAAUUUACAAAAUGCUGGGCAGGAGGGUUGAGGGAUCUGUAGUCUGGGAUCCCAUUCAAGGGGAGAAGCAAUACUCAUACUCAAACUAAGGGUGCCAUGCUAUUUAGAAUCAAUCCACUGUGUCCACUAAUCUUUGAAAUACACUCGUAGCCUUUCAAGCAACAAAAAUAGGAACUUUAUUCAUGUUGGGGUUUUGCAGGCUACUAGGAAGGGCCAAGUUUUUUCUCUUUUUUAUCAUGACCAACCUGUCAGGCAAAAUUUGACAAGUAGAAGCCAUAAAAUGUUCUGGCAAGGCCUUCAAGUCAGUGAAUUCUGAGGAUCACUCAUAAUUUUGGUGAAUUUUUUUAUCAUUGCAUGUAUCAAACAGACAUUUGAAGCGUUACAUAUUAGACGUUAUUUCAAUGACACUUGAUCUAUUUUUGGCACUAAAUUAUUACUGCAAUGA
Messenger RNA from Orbicella faveolata, 2520 nucleotides. RefSeq names its product presenilin-1-like. Gene Ontology annotation, molecular function: aspartic endopeptidase activity, intramembrane cleaving. Gene Ontology annotation, biological process: membrane protein ectodomain proteolysis; calcium ion homeostasis; protein processing. The record is from RefSeq and is a predicted model, not a curated record. Gene Ontology annotation, cellular component: gamma-secretase complex; membrane. NCBI's taxonomy places the organism in Eukaryota, Metazoa, Cnidaria, Anthozoa, Scleractinia, Merulinidae.